AUGGAACCAGGCAAUGGUACGCGAAUUUCAGAAUUUCUUCUCCUGGGACUUUCAGAGGAACCAGAACUGCAGUCCCUCAUCUUUGGGCUUUUCCUCUCCAUGUACCUGAUCACCGUGUUCGGAAACCUGCUCAUCACCCUGGCCGUCAGCUCAGACCCCCACCUCCACACGCCCAUGUACUUCUUCCUCUCCAACCUGUCCUUUGUGGACAUCUGUUUCACCUCCACCACCGUCCCCAAGAUGUUAGUGAACAUCCAGAUACAGAGCAAAGUCAUAACCUAUGAAGGCUGCAUCACACAGAUAUAUUUUUUCACACACUUUGGAGUGUUGGAUGUCUGUCUCCUGACCAUGAUGGCCUAUGACCGCUUCGUGGCCAUCUGUCACCCCCUGCACUACACAGCCAUCAUGCACCCCCGGCUCUGUGGGCUGCUGGUUCUGGCAUCCUGGAUCAUCAGUGUCCCGAUUUCCUUGUUACAAAGCUUAAUGGUGCUGAAUCUGUCCUACUGUACAGACGUCGAAAUCCCCCACUUCUUCUGUGAAUUCAAUCAGGUCACCCAACUUGCCUGUUCUGAUACCUUUCCUAACAACAUGGUGAUGUAUUUUACAUCUGUCUUACUGGCUGGUGGUCCCCUCACUGGGAUCCUGUACUCUUACUCUAAGAUAGUAUCCUGUAUACGUGCAAUGUCAUCUGCUCAGGGGAAGUAUAAAGCAUUUUCUACCUGUGCGUCUCACCUCUCGGUUGUCUCCUUAUUUUAUUCUACUGGUCUAGGAGUGUACCUCAGCUCUGCUGUGACCCACAGCUCACAGUCAAGUGCAACAGCCUCAGUGAUAUAUUCCAUCGUUACACCCAUGCUGAACCCCUUCAUCUACAGUCUCAGGAACAAAGACAUAAAGGGGGCUCUGAAUAGAUUUUUUGAAUGGCAGGUACAAAAAGGACAAUUACUCUGGGGCAGAAAAACUUCCCAUGAUUGA
Hipposideros armiger (great roundleaf bat) is the source of this 972-nucleotide messenger RNA. RefSeq names its product olfactory receptor 7A17-like. The transcript has a single exon. Gene Ontology annotation, molecular function: olfactory receptor activity; G protein-coupled receptor activity. Bases 1 to 972 code for a protein of 323 amino acids. NCBI's taxonomy places the organism in Eukaryota, Metazoa, Chordata, Mammalia, Chiroptera, Hipposideridae. Gene Ontology annotation, cellular component: membrane. The record is from RefSeq and is a predicted model, not a curated record. Gene Ontology annotation, biological process: G protein-coupled receptor signaling pathway.